Colossoma macropomum (tambaqui) is the source of this 273-nucleotide messenger RNA. It is a transcript of the gene pde6ga, whose product is annotated as phosphodiesterase 6G, cGMP-specific, rod, gamma, paralog a. Bases 1 to 273 code for a protein of 90 amino acids. Gene Ontology annotation, molecular function: 3',5'-cyclic-nucleotide phosphodiesterase activity; cGMP binding. The transcript has 3 exons. The record is from RefSeq and is a predicted model, not a curated record. Gene Ontology annotation, biological process: positive regulation of epidermal growth factor receptor signaling pathway; visual perception; positive regulation of G protein-coupled receptor signaling pathway. NCBI's taxonomy places the organism in Eukaryota, Metazoa, Chordata, Actinopteri, Characiformes, Serrasalmidae. Gene Ontology annotation, cellular component: photoreceptor outer segment membrane.
AUGAAUCUGGAGGUGUCCAAGCCUGAACCCAAGACUGGCAGCAAGACAGCCACGAGGGCCACUGCACCUGGUUCUCCACGCAACGGCCCACUGCGCUUUAAGCAGAGGUCUACCCGCCAGUUCAAAAGCAAGCCCCCCAAGAGAGGAGUCAUUGGAUUUGGCAACGAAAUUCCCGGAAUGGAGGGUUUGGGAAUUGAUAUUACAGUGAUCUGCCCAUGGGAAGCUUUCAGUCAUCUGGAGCUGCAUGAACUGGCUCAGUAUGGCAUCAUCUGA